Messenger RNA from Olea europaea var. sylvestris, 1783 nucleotides. RefSeq names its product aminoacylase-1. The record is from RefSeq and is a predicted model, not a curated record. Bases 89 to 1483 code for a protein of 464 amino acids. The transcript is spliced from 4 exons. NCBI's taxonomy places the organism in Eukaryota, Viridiplantae, Streptophyta, Magnoliopsida, Lamiales, Oleaceae. Gene Ontology annotation, cellular component: cytoplasm. Gene Ontology annotation, biological process: amino acid metabolic process. Gene Ontology annotation, molecular function: aminoacylase activity.
UAAGUUUUAACAAUACCCCUUCACCCUAAUGAUCUGCAACACUCCCUAGCGUUAGUAGCAAAAGCUCAAGCAGACAGCGACUGAGAAGAUGAAUAGCGGUGGCGCAGCCUCCCAACACCGCCGGCAGUCUCGCCGGCCCUGCUUUCCUUAUUUGUCACUAAUUCUUUCAUUCGCGGUUUUGGUAGCAACGGUCAACGGUGGCGAGUUUACAGAUUCUUCAUCAAUCAUAUCGAGAUUCCAACAAUACCUGAAAAUCAACACGGCCCAUCCCGAACCCAACUACCACAAAGCCGCCGAUUUCAUAGUCUCCGCGGCCAAUUCCCUUUCCCUUGAAUCCCAAAUCCUGGAAUUCGCAAAGGGCAAGCCGUUGGUCCUCCUCAAAUGGGCCGGCAGCGACCCCACUCUUCCCUCUGUCCUCCUCAAUUCGCAUACGGACGUUGUCCCAGCCGAGCAGGAAAAGUGGGCACACGCGCCUUUUGAUGCCCACCUUGACCCUUCUUCCGGCCAUAUCUAUGCUAGAGGCUCUCAGGAUAUGAAGUGCGUCGGUCUUCAGUACUUAGAAGCCAUUGGGAAGCUACAGAUCUCAGGGUAUCGCCCAAUUCGCACCGUGUACCUUUCUUUUGUGCCCGAUGAGGAAAUUGGCGGACAUGAUGGUGCCGAAAAGUUUGCUGAUUCAGAGGUUUUUAAGAAGAUGAAUGUUGGGAUUGUACUUGAUGAGGGAUUGCCCUCACCCACUGAUAAUUACAGGUUGUUUUAUGCAGAAAAGUGCCCGUGGUGGUUAGUGAUUAAGGCCACUGGGGCGCCUGGUCACGGGGCAAAGCUCUAUGAUAAUACUGCAAUGGAGAAUCUGCUCAAGAGCAUUGAGAGCGUCAGGAGAUUCAGGGCUGCUCAGUUUGAUUUGGUAAAGUCAGGUCUCAAAGCUGAAGGAGAGGUCAUUUCUGUUAACAUGGUGUUCUUGAAAGCUGGCACGCCCUCUCCAACUGGAUUUGUCAUGAAUUUGCAACCAUCUGAAGCUCUGGCUGGUUUUGAUAUCCGGGUCCCACCAACAGCAGAUUCAGCGUCCUUGGAGAGACGAAUUGCUGAAGAAUGGGCACCUGCUUCACGUAACAUGACCUUUGAGCUUGGACAGUUCAAGCAGAAGGUUUCUGUUUUUGACGAGUUUGGGAAGCCAAUCCUUACAUCUUCAGACAGUUCGAACCCCUGGUGGAAGCUAUUGGAAAAAGCUAUAAGAGAUGCUAAUGGUAAACCUGGAAAACCAGAGAUUUUUCCUGCCUCAACUGAUGCACGCUACUUCAGGGAACGAGGUUUACCCGCAAUUGGCUUUUCUCCUAUGUCAAACACUCCCAUUCUACUUCAUGACCACAAUGAGUUUUUGAACAAGGACGAGUAUUUGAAAGGCAUUGACAUUUAUGAGUCAGUAAUCAAAGCCUAUGCAUCUUAUGCCGACCACCAAAAAGAUGAGGCUUCUAGAGAUGAACUGUAAGAAAUCAGCUCAAAUUGCAGAAGUUUUUGUCAUCCAAAAUUGCAUAUCCAGACUAUUGGUUCUGAAGCUGUGGAUCGACUAUGUUUGACGAAAUUUGUUGGUACCUGGAUUUGCUUAUUACAAUGAAUGUGAAAGGGGCUUGUUGUUAAGCCGUUAUUAGGAGCACAUAUAGUUGUACUGUAUCUAGACGACUUGAAAUUUGAAAUAAUCUUGUUCAGUUCAAUAUAUCAAGUAUGCUCUUAAACGUUGUUAUGGAGUUGAGAAAAGUUGAAUAUGCAUAAUGCAACUAUUUUUGGAAUA